Molecule: messenger RNA, 790 nt
Organism: Oryza brachyantha (malo sina)
Lineage: Eukaryota; Viridiplantae; Streptophyta; Magnoliopsida; Poales; Poaceae
Exons: 4
Coding region: 40-453 (137 amino acids)
Source: RefSeq, a predicted model, not a curated record
GUGUGAUCCAGCGCGGGAGGAAGGAGGAAGCGGCGGGGGAUGGUGGGGGGACGAGGAGGAGGGGGAGGGGGAGGGCGGAGGCAGGAGAGGCAGGCGCUGAUGGUGGCGUUCGCGUUGGCGCUGCUGAUGGGCACCGCCGUCUACUUCCGCAUCUGGGCGCGCCAGUCCACCGACCCCUCCUUCACCGUCGACGAUCGCGAGGAGCUCCGGAGGCAAUUUGAGCGUGCCAACCUAGAAGCAAUGGAUGAAUCUGCUGAAUGGAGAAUGAAAUAUGACACGGAGUUUGCAAAAAACAAACAGCUGCAAGAUGACCUUUUAAAAGCUAAGGCAUCACUUUCUACUUCAACCAAGAGAUUUGACCUAUUGAAGAAGGAUAACGAGGUGCUGAAGAGGCAGAUUGAAAUAAUGAAAAGGCAAUGCAAUUGCACUGUUCCUGUACUUACACAAGAAUAAUGACAGUGCUACAUUCUUCUUUGGCAGUUUAACACUCAUCUUCCUUAAAAUUAGACAUGCGAAGUAGAGGGAGCCCAAGUAGAGUGGUGCAGUAUGAAAUAGGAGAAAACUAUUUUAGCCAAAAAAAAAAAGAGAGAAAAUUUUGUUUGCCUUUGUUAGCGAGUUACACACAUACCAUUUGAAGUGGUUGCUCCUGAGUCCCAACUAGCAAACUACCACUGCAAAUAGCGGGGUUUUGGUUCAUUUAAGUGGUGUAUUCAGUUCUAAGUUAUCCUGAAGAUCCGUUGGUGCAUCAUCAUUUGGAAUAUCUGAAUCAACAAUAUGAAAAUUGGAAACA